ACACACACACACACACACACACACACACACACACACACACACCACCAACUCUACAGCCUCGAAUUCGGCGAUUCCUAUUUCAAGAAACUACUAAUCGCAUGCAAAAUGGGCAAAUCCUCCAAAGACAAGCGCGACGCCUACUACCGUCUCGCCAAAGAACAAAACUGGCGCGCCCGAUCCGCCUUCAAACUCAUCCAAGUCGACGAACAAUUCGACCUCUUCGAACAUGAAAACCCCGAGAAAGUGACCCGAGUCGUGGACCUAUGUGCUGCCCCGGGCAGUUGGAGUCAAGUGCUGAGUCGGGUGUUGAUUAAGGGCGAGAGCUUCGGGCGACGCGCGUGGGUUGAGAAGAAGAGGAAGGAAAAGAGGGCGCUAGAGAGGGCGAAAAAUGGAGAUGGUGAUAAUGAGGAUGAGGGGGGUGAGGAGGAGGAUGAGUCUGCGAAGUUGAAGCCAAGGGAGAAUGUCAAGAUUGUGUCGAUUGAUCUUCAGCCCAUGGCGCCGCUUGAGGGUAUUACUACGAUGAAGGCCGAUAUCACGCAUCCGUCUACGAUUCCUCUUCUCCUUCGCGCUUUGGACCCGGAAGCCUACGAUUCGUCCGAUUCGUCUCCGUCUGCUGUGCGACAACCGAGUCCCGUCGAUCUUGUUAUCUCCGAUGGCGCGCCUGACGUGACUGGUCUGCAUGAUCUGGACAUUUACAUUCAAUCGCAGCUGCUUUACUCGGCGCUCAACCUGGCCCUGGGUGUCCUCCGCCCUGGAGGCAAGUUUGUCGCGAAGAUCUUCCGAGGCCGUGAUGUCGAUCUCCUGUAUGCCCAGCUGCGCACCGUCUUCGAGAAAGUGAGCGUCGCCAAGCCGAGAAGUAGUCGCGCGAGCAGUUUGGAAGCAUUCGUGGUUUGCGAAGGGUUUAUUCCUCCGGCUAUCCAUGACGAGCUGAAAGGUGUGGACGCAUUGAAAAAUCCUUAUUUCGGCGGUGCCGCAGCACCACAGCCCGUAUCGGCAGAUGGCAACGUAGGAGUCGAGAUGAUGGACGAAGACGACGACCCUGACGGCCAAGUACCGACAAGAGAAGCAACAGUCACUGCAACAGAUUCCAACCACGGCACACAAACCCGUAUGCUCCACGCAGACUCGCAUCGCACACGACCCUCCGACGCGAACCAGAUCGCCUCGCCAGAGCAAAAGCGAUUCGCUAUGGAGAACCGGUGGAUACCCUUAUUCAUCGCCUGUGGAGAUCUCUCAGCCUGGGACUCGGAUGCGUCAUAUGCCCUGCCUCCCGACCAUGUCAGCUUGGAUCCGGUCCAACCACCGACGGCACCACCGUACCGACGUGCAUUGGAGGUGAGAAAGGCACACGGAGGUGCAUAUGGGAAGACAAAGCUUGGGGCAGUGGGGAGAGCAUGAUUGAUUAUGUGAUAUGCCACAUGUACGUCGUUAUGUUUAUGAAUUCAUAAAAGUUGACGGUCUGGGACGGUUCAAAAGUUAGAGUACAUAGCAGAUACCCUUUGAAUAUAUAAAUGCUCGCUAACUAUUAAUAA
Messenger RNA from Aspergillus glaucus CBS 516.65, 1532 nucleotides. RefSeq names its product tRNA methyltransferase TRM7. Gene Ontology annotation, molecular function: tRNA methyltransferase activity. Gene Ontology annotation, biological process: tRNA methylation; cytoplasmic translation. The coding region runs from base 106 to 1398 and encodes 430 amino acids. Lineage: Eukaryota; Fungi; Ascomycota; Eurotiomycetes; Eurotiales; Aspergillaceae. Gene Ontology annotation, cellular component: cytoplasm. The transcript has a single exon. The record is from RefSeq and is a predicted model, not a curated record.